Messenger RNA from Jaminaea rosea, 567 nucleotides. Its product is annotated as putative APS1-AP-1 complex subunit. Gene Ontology annotation, molecular function: clathrin-cargo adaptor activity. The record is from RefSeq and is a predicted model, not a curated record. Lineage: Eukaryota; Fungi; Basidiomycota; Exobasidiomycetes; Microstromatales. The transcript is spliced from 3 exons. Gene Ontology annotation, biological process: protein transport; vesicle-mediated transport. Gene Ontology annotation, cellular component: AP-1 adaptor complex; intracellular membrane-bounded organelle. Bases 1 to 567 code for a protein of 188 amino acids.
AUGUCUGUGCGCAGGACAGCCGACUGGUUGCUCCGUCGCGCCUCCUUCUCCCUUCAUCUCACUCCAAAGAACUCGAGAUCAAAGAUGGGGAUCAAUUGGAUCCUCCUCAUCUCGCGGCAAGGCAAGGUUCGCCUAGCCAAAUGGUUCACAACGCUCAACCCAAAGGCCAAAGCAAAGAUAGUAAAGGAUGUCACCCAACUCGUCCUAGCUCGACGCACUCGCAUGUCCAACUUCCUCGAAUUCAGAGACUCCAAACUAGUCUAUCGCCGAUAUGCUUCCCUCUUCUUCGUGGCCGGAAUCCACCAAGACGACAAUGAGCUUGCGACGCUCGAGAUCAUUCAUCGUUACGUCGAGGUGUUGGACCGCUACUUUGGGAAUGUGUGCGAGCUGGACUUGAUCUUCAAUUUUCAAAAGGCUUAUAGCAUCCUCGACGAACUCAUCAUAUCAGGCGAGAUGCAAGAGUCAUCAAAGAAGUCGGUACUGAGAGUCGUCAGCCAGAGUGACGCCAUUGAAGAUCAGGAGAACAGUGAGGAUGGGUUGGCGAGGAUUGGCAGCAGGAGUGGGUAG